Messenger RNA from Gracilinanus agilis (Agile Gracile Mouse Opossum), 3440 nucleotides. It is a transcript of the gene AGBL1, whose product is annotated as AGBL carboxypeptidase 1. The record is from RefSeq and is a predicted model, not a curated record. Gene Ontology annotation, molecular function: zinc ion binding; metallocarboxypeptidase activity. The transcript has 23 exons. Gene Ontology annotation, biological process: proteolysis; protein side chain deglutamylation; C-terminal protein deglutamylation. Lineage: Eukaryota; Metazoa; Chordata; Mammalia; Didelphimorphia; Didelphidae. Bases 1 to 3399 code for a protein of 1132 amino acids.
AUGUCUGAUGUAGCAAGGCCCAAGAGCUCUUCUGAUAGAGAAUCAAUUCGGAACAUCCUUCAGGUUCUCACUGAGCUGCUUUCUGUUGGCACAGAUCGAAGGAUCCACUACAUGAUUAGUAAGGGAGGAAGUGAAGCCCUACUCCAGACCUUGGUGGACUCUGCUCGGACACCUUCCCCAGAUUACAACAUUCUCUUGCCUCUGAUUAGGCUGCUGGUCAAGGUUGGCCAGAGAGACAAAAAGUUUGGCCAGAAAGCUCUGGAGUUGGAGGCACUUGAUGUAACAUUGAUUUUGGCCAGGAAAAAUCUGUCUCACAACCAGAAUCUUAUCCAUUGUCUCUGGGCUCUGCAAGUUUUUGCCUCAAGAGUCACAACUGGAGCCAUGCUGGGGAUUAAUGGAGCAAUGGAGCUACUAUUCAAGGUUAUCACCCCUUACUCUAGGAAACGCACCAGAAUUAUCAGGGCUGCCACGGAAGUUCUUGCAGUAUUGCUGAAAUCCAAGUCAAACAGCAGGAGGGCAGUGAACAGAGGCUAUCUCAAUGGAUUGCUUAGACUACACCAGGACUGGCAAAGCCAUGAUACUUCCAAUGAUUUCAUCCAAAUCCGAAGGUCUCUCCUACUUUGCCUCAAGCACAUCACCGACAUCCAGUCUGGCAGAGAAGCCUUCCUUGGAGCUCAGGGGAUGGAGAUCCUCUUUACUACCACUCAGAACUACCUGGGAAAUCAAAGCAUGGAUGCCAUCCUUUCAAUAGUAAUUCAGAUUCUGAGGAAAUGCUAUCCCAAAUGCUCACUGCCCUUGGCCACAGCAAGUAGCUACUAUUCCUUCUCUGUUCCUGGGAGCAUCAGUUCUGGACCACCAUGUAUUAUAAACGAAGAUGAUUUUGAAGAGGAUGGUGAGGAAGAGGAGGACCAAGAUUCAGAUUCUGAAGAAACAAAAGAGGAAGAUGAUGACUUGGAAACAGAUGUAAAAAAACUAACCUCAAAACCAGAGCUUGCCUGGACAGAAGAGGAGCUGAAACAGUAUGAGGCAAUGUGUCUUGAACUCUCCCAUAAUUUUCAGGAACUUGAGUUCAAGUCUGGAGAUGAGAUGAGAUCUGAAGAGGUCAGAGGAAUCCAUCAGUACCCCAACUAUUGCCACAUUCCUAUUCCAACUUACUCAAAGGGGCAUUGCCAAAAGGGUGAUGAAAGUCCCCAGGGACUAGAAAGAGAGGACACAAAUUUCCAGGACCCUCCUUUGAAACAGAUGAAAAUUAUGAAGUCCACUGGAGAUCUAGUUUAUGAGGAGAAGAUUCCUGGCAAAUUAGACCCAUAUUUAGCAUCAAAUGAUCAGGAAGAAAAUUUCUCCAGGAGGGAAAAACUAAAUUCCCAGGCAUCCUUCAAAGAGUCUACCUUGGAUACAGAAGCAUGUUCCUAUCUAUCUGAGAAUACUUUCCUUUCCAGCUCUAUCAGAGCUGAUGAAACCUCAGAAACUAUGUCUAAGCUUCUGGAGAGGUAUUCCAUGGAUGUGCCCUUCCACAAUCCCUAUACUUAUAUAACCAAAGCUAAAGGAACCAAAUCUGUGCCAGGCUUCAAGGUGUUAGCAUUUCCAGAUUUCUGGGGUCACCACUCACCGCCCGCUUCCCAGCCCAUGUUGGAACGUAAAUGUGGAGUUCAAAGGGCAAAAAUAUUUGAAGAUAUUCAGCGGUUUAUCCAGCCAGACAAGGUGAUGAGCAGAGUUGUCUUCAGUUUAGAUGAGCCUUGGCUCUUGCAGACUACAGAUGCAACUGAAUGCUUGAAGUUCUUUUCUGCAUUUGAGUCAGGAAACUUGCGCAAGGCCAUCCAAGUGAGAGAGUUUGAGUAUGAUUUAUUGAUUAAUGCUGAUGUGAACUGCACCCAGCACCAGCAGUGGUUCUACUUCAAGGUGAGCGGCAUGAAGGCUGCUCUGCCCUACCGCUUCAAUGUCAUCAAUUGUGAGAAGGUCAACAGCCAGUUCAAUUACGGGAUGCAGCCGACCAUGUAUUCAGUGAAGGAGGCUCUCCGGGGCAGGCCUCAUUGGGUUCGGGUGGGCUAUGAUAUCUGUUAUUACAAAAAUCAUUAUCGCCAGAAUUCAGCUGCUGUGGGAUCUCCUGGAAAAUACCAUUAUACACUCACCUUCUCUGUCACAUUUCCUCAUAAUGAAGAUGUCUGCUACCUGGCUUACCAUUACCCAUAUACCUAUACAGCUCUGAUGGCCCACCUUGACCUCCUGGAAAAAAGUGUCAACCAUAAGAAAGUCUAUUUCCAGCACCAAGUACUCUGCCAGACUUUGGGAGGAAACCCAUGUCCACUGGUAACCAUCACAGCAAUGCCUGAAUCUAACAGUAGUGACCAUCUGCAGCAGCUCCGCCAGCGUCCAUAUCAAGUGAUUGUGGCCCGAGUUCAUCCAGGAGAGAGCAAUGCUAGCUGGGUAAUGAAGGGAACCUUGGAAUUCCUUGUAAGCAGCGAUCCCAUUGCUGGGCUCCUGAGGGAAAGCUUUAUUUUCAAGAUCAUCCCAAUGCUAAACCCAGAUGGCGUCAUCAAUGGCAAUCACAGAUGUUCCCUGAGAGGGGAGGAUCUCAACAGACAAUGGCUUUCUCCUAGUUCUCAACACCAGCCAACUAUCUACCAUACGAAAGGCCUCUUACACUAUUUGAAUAGCAUUGGUCGGACCCCAGUGGUCUUCUGUGAUUUUCAUGGACAUUCUCAGAAGAAGAAUGUGUUUCUCUAUGGCUGCAGCAUCAAGGAGACCUUGUGGCAAGCAGGUUGUACUGUGGACACUUCCAUUGUCACUGAGGAUGUUGGCUAUAGGACACUUCCCAAAAUCCUUGAUAAGGUUGCUCCUGCAUUUGCAAUCAGCAGCUGCAGUUUCCUGGUGGAGAAAUCUAGGGCUUCAACUGCUCGGGUUGUUGUGUGGAGAGAAAUUGGAGUGUUGAAGAGCUAUACCAUGGAAAGCAGUUACUGUGGUUGUAAUCAAGGACCUUAUAAAGGUCUGCAACUGGGAACACGUGAAUUGGAAGAGAUGGGAGCUACAUUCUGCCUGGGCCUUCUUAUUCUGCAGUUCAAAUCAUUAACCGGCAGUUCCCAGUUCAUGGCACAAGCCUCUGCCCUGCUAGGUGCCAGGGAGGAUAUUCUGGGACAUCAGCUUCAUAGAAGGAGCAGCAGUGGCAGCAACACUGACCUGGAACUGGAAGAUGAACCUCCCUGUAUGGAAGAGAUUGAUUACAGCACAGACUCUUCUUCAGAUGGGGAAACAGACAUCUCUGAACUUGACAGACAGAUCCAGGAGAUGGCCUUGGCAGAAGCUGUAGGAGAUGGAGUAGAAGAAAAUGGUGUAGAUAACAGGGCACAGAGUAACCCUGAGAUUUGUGUCUCCAAACACUGGACAAACAGAGCUUCCCCUUGACUGUCAGAGUCAACUGAGGAAUUAUUAGAAGAGAAAAUAAA